Messenger RNA from Branchiostoma belcheri (Belcher's lancelet), 754 nucleotides. Its product is annotated as ankyrin repeat domain-containing protein 13C-like. Gene Ontology annotation, cellular component: cytoplasm. The record is from RefSeq and is a predicted model, not a curated record. Lineage: Eukaryota; Metazoa; Chordata; Leptocardii; Amphioxiformes; Branchiostomatidae. Bases 227 to 754 code for a protein of 175 amino acids. Gene Ontology annotation, molecular function: protein binding. The transcript has 5 exons.
CCUCCUGGGAACGUGCCGAUCACGUGACUAUUGUUGUUGUUGGGAACGAGAGGUCGGUUCGGCAGUCCAAGAUGGCGGCGCUCAUUCCAAAACUGACGUUGUUGUAAUCAAAACGUAACGUCAUCUCCAUUCACGAAACUUUCCGCAACUCAACCCCACAAACCCGCUCGCGACCGAGAACGCGUUUGUGUAAAAUUUCAGUCUGGACGGCCCAGAAGGGGAAACUAUGCCGUGUGAGACGCGCAGCGAAGGCGGGGAAUCUGGAGCCGAACCGCCGGCGGCUGACUCUCCCCCCUGCCCGGAAAGAGCAGACCCGGACGCCGAGGCUCUAGUCGUCCCCGACCCGGCAGUGCUUCGCGAGAGGUACCCGCUCCACUACAGCGUCUUCCAGGGCGACAUCAAGAGGGUCUCCGCGCUCCUCAGGACCUGCGAUGUGACCGAACAAGACGUACACGGAAACACAGCUCUGCAUCUGGCUGUCAUGCUGGGGAAGAAAGAGUGUGUGCACCUGCUGUUGGCCCAUGGUGCACCUGUGCGGGUGAAGAACGCAGCAGGGUGGAACCCGCUGGCAGAAGCCAUCAGUUAUGGAGACAGGCAAACCAUCACCUCCCUGCUGAGGAAACUAAAGCAACAGUCCAGGGAAACUCUGGAGGAGAAAAGGCCAGAGCUUCUACAGGCACUUAAGGAGUGCCCCUGGUGUCCAGAAUACUGCCCUCAGACACAUGCAGAAUAUACAAGAGUGGCGUUUGCAUAA